Messenger RNA from Anolis sagrei ordinatus, 654 nucleotides. NCBI's taxonomy places the organism in Eukaryota, Metazoa, Chordata, Lepidosauria, Squamata, Anolidae. The record is from RefSeq and is a predicted model, not a curated record.
AUGCCCGCCUCCCGGACUUUCCUCGCCGCCCCCGAGUUGGGUCAGAGUGGGGUCUUGGGGUCUCCCCAUAGUCCCCCUCCCUGCAAAGCCAAGCGCCGCUUCGACAUCGAGUCCUUGCUGUCGGAGCCCGACCCGCCCCGACGGGGAGGAGGAGGAGGGAUGCCUUGGCCCGCCUGGCCCUUGGCCUGCCCUCCCGGAGAAGCCGGACUGCCCUUCGCCGGACUCUUCCUGGCCCCCGGCCCCGGAGACACCCUCCGCCCCAACGCCCUGCCCGCCUGCCUCAGCACAGGUCUGGACUUGUCCGGCUGCUUCCUCGCUCACCAUUCCCUGGCGUCUCCCCUGCCGUGGAGACCUGGCCCCCCCUGCAAGAUGAAGAGGGUCCGCACCGUCUUCACCCCGGAGCAGCUGGAGCGCCUGGAGAAGGAGUUCCUCAAGCAGCAGUACAUGGUGGGCACCGAGCGGGUGGACCUGGCCGCCAACCUCCACCUGACGGAGACCCAGGUGAAGGUUUGGUUCCAGAAUCGGCGCAUCAAGUGGCGCAAGCAAAGCCUGGAGCAGAAGGAGGCGAAGCGGGCGCCUCGAGGGACACCACCACCACCAGCUACCUCUGAAGAAAAGGACAGUGGUGAAAAUGACAUUGAAGUUGAGGAUUAG